UGGCGCUGUGAGCUCUACUAGAGUGCCUCACUUCCGGCGGCAUAAUGACAGGAGGAGAUUAUAGCAUCGGCGCCUAACAAAAUACCAUCUCAGGUUGAUGGGGCCAGACAGUGCCCCAGGUCCAGCUGUGCCCUGGCGGAAGGUGCUGUGGGCGUGCCAGCCGUACCCCGAUAACUAUGUAGACCAGCGGUUCCUGGAGGAAUUACGGAGGAAUGAGGGCAUCCGUCAGUACCGCUACUGGGCUGUGGUCAAAGAAGCAGGCUUUGUCGGAGAGCAGCUCUCUUGUGUGGCCAUUUUUAUCACCAUCUGGCUUUACAUUGAGCAGGGCCUGCUGUCCCCCGAGACACUGUUGUGGACCAGCCUUGUCUGCGCCCUGCUGGGCUAUGGACUGCACCAAGCCUUGGCUUCUCAAGUCGAAUCAGGCUGUGAGCCCCGGACCCGUCUGGCUGACUUACAGAGUGCCACUAUUUUUCUUUCCUUCACCUUUGGCUUCUCGCCAGUUCUAAAGACACUUACAGAGUCUGUGAGUACCGACACGGUGUAUGCCAUGUCUGCUUUUAUGCUGCUGGCCCACCUGGUGUCAUUCCCUUAUGCCCAGCCCUCACCCCCUGGCAGCUUCUCCCUAAAUGCAGCCCUGUUUGCCUCAGUGUGUUUAGCCUCAAGGUUACCUGGGGCUCUGCACACCUUUGCCAUGCUCAGCUGUGCCCUGCUGGUGUUUGCACUGUGGCCCUGCCUGCUGCAGAGGCUGAGGGAGAACGCCCCUAGCCAUUUUACCGGGGUGUGUGUGGGAGUGUGUAUCGGAGGGGUGGUUGGUCUGGGCUCCCAGUGGCCAGGCGGAGCCGUGCUCUUAGCGUUGGCUUUGUGGAGUGUUACAUUACUCUGCCCCCUGCUGCUAGUCAGACUGCAGAGGCAAAAGGACAACAUCCAUGGACCCUGGGAUGAGGCUGAGAUUCAUGAGGACCUCAACCACUUCCAUCACUCAUAGCCAAAAGGAGCAAAUGGUGCUAACCUGACAUUUUGUGGAAGCCAAUUAAGAAUGUUAAAUUAAUUAUUUUUAAUGCCAUUCUGCAGUAUUAUGAUGGUACUGCACAUCUAAAUGGACAAACCACAUGCCAUGACAACGUGUUGAUACUCAUAGAUUGUGAAGAUGUUUUAAUGUUCAAGCUGCUAUUGUCUUAAAAGUGUUGACCUCCGAAUUUGUACAGAAGGUAUCAACUAAAAUGCAAUGCUGACUUACAUUACUGGUCACAUUCUGACGCUAUGCACCAAUUUGAUAUCAGUGAUGUUUUUAGAAUCUGUGGGAGAUGUUUUUACGGGUGUGUACAGAAUCUUAUUUCUAUGGUAUGACUGUACUGCAUAGUGUUUAACCCAGUGGAUUAUAAACUGGUAAAAUACACAGAAGUACAAAUUAAUAUUUUUAAGGUUAUUGCAAU
This is a messenger RNA of Etheostoma cragini (Arkansas darter), 1433 nucleotides long. It is a transcript of the gene pigc, whose product is annotated as phosphatidylinositol glycan anchor biosynthesis, class C. Gene Ontology annotation, cellular component: glycosylphosphatidylinositol-N-acetylglucosaminyltransferase (GPI-GnT) complex; membrane. The transcript has 3 exons. NCBI's taxonomy places the organism in Eukaryota, Metazoa, Chordata, Actinopteri, Perciformes, Percidae. The record is from RefSeq and is a predicted model, not a curated record. Bases 98 to 985 code for a protein of 295 amino acids. Gene Ontology annotation, biological process: GPI anchor biosynthetic process.